CCAUGGAACCUGUAAGUGCUAACUUGUAUCUCUGUAACCCUUCCCGGGAGCAGGUUCGGCUUACGCAUGAUAGAACUCCUUACUGGGAAAUACGGAGACUCUAACCGACCUCUUGUCGGGUCUCCUGAAGAAAAAUACCGAUCAGACGACUCCCUUCUUAUCUUUGUUUGACAUGCUCUGGGCAGCCGAGGCGACAAUGGUACAGUCCCAUAUAGAUCGCCGCCGUAUAUCCCAAGAGCAAGGGGAUAGCCUCGCUGCAGCACUGGACGUGGAUGAGAUCUUUGAGCGCACGCGAGAGAACAAAAUGAAGCUGGCGAAGACGGUCUUGGCGGCUUUCAACGAUGAAUUCACGGCACCUCCGCUUCAGAUUCUUGCGACGGUUGUGCUAAGCCAAAAUGCCGAAGCUCAAGCACCCCUCCAAACUCGAAGAAUCCGGGAUACUUGGAGUCAGCUAUCUCGUAUCAGGGAAGUCUGCGAAGCAUCCCUGAGUCAUCUGGUGAGAUGGCUUAUUAACCGUAGAGUCCAACUGUGGGGUUGCAACGGAGAGCUGGAGGCUACCUCGCACGACUAUCAGCAGAAUCUCACCGAGUGGUUGCAGCUUUCACCCCUCCAAGAAGCGAAUCAAUCAAACCGUCAAGAUGAAGUAUUUUACGUGGUGGAUUGCCCUGCUGUCCAUUCAGUCCCCCGAUCAUUAUUGGAAGAGCGAAUGGACAAAAAUGCCUGCGAGCAAUUGCGAGCGAACUCCCAGGUCCUGACACUAAAUAUUUACUGCCCUCUGUGUCCAACAAACACGAAAAUACAACAUGCUCGCAUGGUGGAAUCCGCCAGGCUUUCUCACCCACGCAUCGGCUUUGAAUCGGGCAGUACCAGAAGCUACUCCUUUCCCGAUUCCAUGUCUCGAGACACGACCUCCUCGAGCUCCCUUAGUCAUUCUACCAGCCAUUCAUCCGUCCGUAUAGAUUCAGGCGACGGGGCAUGGAGUCCGAUCUCGCCUGCGACUUUCAAGCCCGUAUUCAAUGCGAUGAAUAACAAACAUUCUCCUACGACACCCUCCGACCCACAUGCCUCAUUUUUGGCACGUAGCAAAACCGAUUAUUUAUAUGAAAAGUCCGCUACAAAGUCAUUCCCCCGAGAACUGAAAAAUGUCUCUCUACCCUUCUCCACCGGUUCUUCCCUGUUUCGACGGGUGUCAGUGAAGAAGAAUCAUUUACCUCGUGAGCCCAGAUUCUGCUUCUCUGCGUCAGGCCGGAGCCUUCUUCUUUGGGGCGUCGGAAGUAAUUGGGUGGCCAGAUUUGAAACGCCCAGUGCAGGAGCACAGAAGCCAAGGAGUUACCGAUACGAUGUUUCCGGUGUGCAGUACGUUGCUGCUGGAGACCAGCGCUGCGCGGUGAUAGCCGCUGUUGGAGAGCAUUACGAGCUUCUGGUAUUCAAGGGGUUUGGCCUCAGUGCCGAAGCUCAUUUGCCGAUCGAGAUUCACGACCCAUCCCUACCUCCUAUCCAUAUGGUUAUGUCUCGCGAUGAUCGAUACAUUGCGUUUACCCUUAAAAGCGAAGUUCGCGUUUACGAAAUUAUUGCGGGUGGUAUUGUACGAGUCUCAUUCGGUGAUACGGGAGACCCCAGCGCAUCUCUAUAUGAUAUGACUGCGGCCCCAAUGCACAUUGCCUCGCCCCUAGGAAAUGACGGUACUCCAGGGGGGCAAGAAACGAUCAUUGAAAGAAAGCUUCAAUUCUCGGUCGACGGGAAAUAUUUUGUCAUUGCGACACACCUUACCGACUCCAAUGCCUAUGUUGACGUGUGGGACCUGUCCCUGAAGCGGUGGGAUACUGUGCCUGGGAAAUCACAGUCGUUUAGGCUUUCUCACCGAACGACUAACAACAAAGACCUCACCUGCGUGUUCUACGAUAACGUCCACCAUGCAGUUCUCCUACCUGCCUAUUUCGAGAAGGAAUUUCCCAAAUCAUCCUCAGUUGCCGACAAAGACAUGCUUAAAGACCCAAAUAGCACCCGCAUAACGCACGCAGCCCAGUCCGGCUCUGGAUCGCGGUUUGCCAUUGCGAACGGCAUGAACCAGAUUUACUUGUUCGACUCCAAUGCUAGUGGGUCUACGCGUGUGGCUCGGAUAAAGAAAGCCUCGCAUAAGAUCAGUUCGUCGGUUUUCCGACCCGGUUACUUGAGCCUGGCCUUCCCACAGGAUGAUGAAAUUCUUCUUUUCUGGAUGGAUAAUGGCAAAUUGAUGCUCCGGGCGGUGCGAUUGCACGAAGGGACUCAGACAUCGAAAGAUUAUGAUUUGCGCUCUGAUUUUGACCGGCUGAUUCUUGAACGGCCCACGGCUGAUGUGCAACUCCGGCGAGCUUCACUGCUCUCCAAACAACAGAGCCCUGAGCUGGAUGGGUACAUAUCCAUCACCAGCAAGUUGGCUGAAUUACCAUCAACAUGAUGUUGAUGAAGAUACCAAGACUGCUUCCACAUUAUUUCUUGGGCAUGAGAUUGUGGAGGAUCACAUAUA
Messenger RNA from Aspergillus pseudonomiae, 2506 nucleotides. RefSeq lists its product as uncharacterized. The transcript has 4 exons. The record is from RefSeq and is a predicted model, not a curated record. Lineage: Eukaryota; Fungi; Ascomycota; Eurotiomycetes; Eurotiales; Aspergillaceae. The coding region runs from base 173 to 2437 and encodes 754 amino acids.